AUGAAGACUAUCAUGCAAAGGGGUGUGGGAAGGGGGGAGGGAAACGUCACGCAUACCUCAUCCCCCAAGCUCUCGCCUCAUCUCCCUCGCUCUCCCCUCAUCUCCCCCGCUCUCCCCUCAUCUCCCCCGCUCUCCCCUCAUCUCUCCCGCUCUCUCCUCAUCGCCCCCGCUCACUCCUCAUCUCCCCUGCUCUCCCCUCAUCUCCCCCGCUCUCCCCUCAUCUUCCCCGCUCUCCCCUCAUCUCCCCCGCUCUCCCCUCAUCUCCCCCGCUCUCCCCUCAUCUCCUCCGCUCUCCCCUCAUCUUCUCCGCUCUCCCCUCAUCUCCCCCGCUCAUCUCCUCCGCUCUCCCAUCAUCUUCCCCGCUCUCCCCUCGUCUUCCCCGCUCUCCCCUCGUCUUCCCCGCUCUCCCCUCAUCUUCCCUGCUCGUUCCUCAUCUCCCCCGCUCUCCCCAAUCCCCACUCCCCACCACCCCCCCCCCCUCCCCCCCCCCCUCACUCCCCUCAUUUCCUUGCAUUCCCCGCUUAUCUCUACGCGCUUCCUUGCUCCCCACGUUUUUGCACCCUUCCUUCAUCUCCCCACCACUCUCCACCUCCCCUCCUCUUCUCCCAUCCCCCACUCAACCCUCAUCUCCCUUCCCUCCCUCCCCACCGUCCCCCACUCACCCGUCAUCUUCCUCCUCUCCCCUCCCACCUCUCCCCCUUCACCGCUCAACUUUCUCACUCCCCUCCCCAGUUCCCAGGUCCUAACCAUCCCUCAUCCCCGCCGCCCUCCCCUCAGCUCUCCCCCACUCACCCCUCAUCUACCCCACCCAUUCACUCAUUUCCAUUUCCCAUCUAUCCCCUCUCUCCAGACCCUUUCCCCCAUCCAACCCACAUUCCCCCUCCGCUCACCCUUGAUCUCCUCAUUCCUCGUAAAUAG
Molecule: messenger RNA, 918 nt
Organism: Closterium sp. Naga37s-1
Lineage: Eukaryota; Viridiplantae; Streptophyta; Zygnematophyceae; Desmidiales; Closteriaceae
Source: the annotation of a GenBank genome assembly